Messenger RNA from Triplophysa rosa, 4018 nucleotides. It is a transcript of the gene wdr3, whose product is annotated as WD repeat domain 3. Bases 119 to 2935 code for a protein of 938 amino acids. NCBI's taxonomy places the organism in Eukaryota, Metazoa, Chordata, Actinopteri, Cypriniformes, Nemacheilidae. The transcript is spliced from 27 exons. Gene Ontology annotation, cellular component: Pwp2p-containing subcomplex of 90S preribosome; small-subunit processome. Gene Ontology annotation, molecular function: protein binding; snoRNA binding. The record is from RefSeq and is a predicted model, not a curated record. Gene Ontology annotation, biological process: maturation of SSU-rRNA.
GCUCGGUGUCACAUGUGACAGAAAAAGCAUGUUGAAGUUCUCAAUGUGCGUAGAAGUGUUAAUGUAAAGGAUUGAAAGAACAAAAUAAAUAACAUCGACCACGUACUUCAGGCCUGCUAUGGGGUUGACUAAGCAGUACCUGCGCUAUGUGGCGAGCGCUGUGUUCGGAGUGAUCGGCAGUCAGAAGUCCAACAUCGCUUUUGUUACCCUUAGGAGUGGUGAGAAGGGUCGAUACGUUGCUGUUGGUGCCUGCGAGCAUGUGUUUAUAUGGGAUGUGCGCAAAGCUGAGAAGGUUCUUAUUCUUGAAGGUAAAAAGCAUGAGGUGACAUACCUGUGCCCGUCUCCUGAUGGUGUACACAUAGCAGUGGGGUAUGAAGAUGGAGGCGUGCGGAUCUUUAGUCUGCUUAAUGGGGAAAGCAACAUCUCCUUUAAUGGACACAAAUCAGCUGUUUCCGUCAUUAAAUAUGAUGCGCUGGGCGCUCGACUUGUCACUGGCUCGAGGGAUACAGAUGUGAUUGUGUGGGAUAUCAUCAAUGAAUCCGGUUUGUAUAGACUCAAAGGGCACAAAGAUGCCAUCACGCAAGUUUUGUUCUUGGAGAACAAAAAUCUUUUGAUUACAAGCUCCAAGGACACUUUUGUAAAGUGGUGGGACUUGGGCACACAACACUGUUUUAAGACCAUGGUGGGACAUCGCAGUGAGGUUUGGGGAAUGGUUGUUCUGAACCAAGAGAACAGGUUGCUCACAGGGUCUGCUGACAGUGAGCUCAGAGCAUGGGAUAUUGAGUACAUCGAAGAGGGCAAGUUGGCUGGGGAACCCCAUGAAAAGAAAGUCAAAAGUCUUCUUGAAGAUGAUGAAGAGGAAGAAGAAGGUCCUGAUGAAGAUUCAGAAGAGCGGAUAGUCAGCUGUAAGAAAGCUGGUUCUGUUCUCAGGGAAUCCAGAGACAGGAUUGUUUCCUUGGUUACAGAUGCCAAAGCUCAAGUGCUGGCGUGCCAUGGCCUAGAAGCUACACUUGAAGUCUUUACUGUGUUCUCCGAAGAGGAGAUCCAGAAAAAGAUAGACAAAAAACUAAAGAAAGCCAAGAAGAAAGCCAGGUCUCAGGAAGGAGGAGAGGAUGUACCUGAGCCGGUAGUGGAGCGAAAGCUGACCGAUGAGAUCCAGAAACUGGCAAACAUAAGAGCUUCCUCCAAAAUCAGGUCAAUGGAUUGCCUUCUUUCUCCUAAUGGAGAGAUGAAGAUUGCUCUCUUACUGCAGAAUAACACAGUUGAGACCUUCACUAUCAAGACCACAGAGAAGAAUCCAACCGGCACUAAGACCUCUCGGCUCACGCUGAGCGGUCAUCGCACAGAUGUUAGAACGCUGGCUUUUAGCUCGGAUAACAUAGCUAUCCUUUCUGCCUCUGGAGAAACUGUUAAAGUGUGGAACAGGUCCACCUUGCAGGUCAUCCGUACCAUGGGAUGUGAAUAUGCUCUCUGCUCAUUAUUUGUUCCUGGAGACAGACAGAUCAUCUUAGGAACAAAGAGUGGCAAGAUUCAGAUCUUUGACCUGGCCUCAGGCAGCCUUCUCGAGACAACUGAUGCCCAUGAAGGAGCUCUCUGGUCCAUGUGUCUGUCUCCAGAUCAGCGGGGGAUUGUAACCGGGGGUGCUGACAAGACCGUGAAAUUCUGGGACUUUGAGCUGAUAAAGAAUCAAGAUUCUGGGAAGAACAAGAGAUUGACGGUGAACCACAUGCGUACCCUGCAGUUAGAUGAGGAUGUGCUGUGUGUGCGCUAUAGCCCGGACCAGAGACUGCUGGCUGUGUCUCUACUUGACUGUACGGUCAAAAUAUUUUACACGGAUACUCUAAAGUUUUUCCUUUCACUAUAUGGCCACAAACUGCCCGUUCUGUGCCUGGACAUUUCACAUGACAGCACUUUAAUAGCCACAGGCUCAGCAGACAGAAACGUGAAGAUCUGGGGUUUGGAUUUCGGAGACUGUCAUCGCUCUAUGUUUGCACAUGACGACAGUGUCAUGUUUCUUCAGUUUGUACCCAAAACCCAUCUGUUCUUCACUGCGGGGAAGGACAGAAAGAUCAAGCAGUGGGACGCCGACAAAUUUGAGCACAUCCAGACGUUGGAGGGUCAUCAUCGUGAGGUAUGGUGCCUGGCCAUCAGCCCCAGUGGAGACUACGUUGUCACCUCAUCUCAUGAUAAGUCCCUCAGACUGUGGGACAGAACGAGGGAGCCCAUCAUUCUGGAGGAAGAGAGGGAGAUGGAGAGAGAAGCUGAAUUUGACGAGUCCCUGGCCAAAGGUGAUGAACCUGUGGUCCCUGGCGAGACUAAAGGAGAGGCAGAGCAUGCUGGGAAGAAGAGCGUUGAGACAGUCAAAGCUGCGGAGCGGAUAAUGGAGUCUAUAGAGCUUUAUAGAGAGGAAAGUAAACGACUGGAGGAGCACAGACACACUUGUGAGGCUGCAGGGAAGAAGUUACCACCUCCAAAGAUCAACCCCAUACUGAUGGCUUUUGGAAAUAUCUCGCCUUCUCGAUAUGUUCUGGAAGUGAUAAAGAAGGUCCGGUCCAGUGAGCUGGAAGUGUCUCUGCUGGUGCUGCCGUUUCAUUAUGUUCCAGAUCUGUUGCAGCUCUUCAAUAGCUACGUGCAGCAGGGUCUGGAGGUGGAGCUGGUGUGCCGCUGUCUUUUCUUUCUACUCAGAGUGCACUUUGGUCAGAUCACCAGUAAUCAGAUGCUGCUGACUGUCAUUGAUGAGUUAAGAACCAACACAAUCUCCAAAGUGCGAGAGAUCAAGGACGUUCUGGGCUUUAACAGCGCCGGCCUUCAGUUCCUACAGCGGGAGAUCCAGAGCAAAGAGGACGUGAUGUUCUUUGCUGAUGCCACAGGCCAUUUCGAGGAGAAGAAAAGGAAGAGAAAGAAACGCGAAAGAGCUGUUCUAACCCUUACAUAAAACCUGCAGGUCACAAUGACAUAAUGACAUAAAGGUUUUAAAAGUUUGUUUGUAAUUUGUACCUGUGUGAAGUCCAUAAAGGCAAAUUUCCUAGAAUUUAAAGACUGAGAAUGUUGUUUUUUAUAACAUUGAAAUAUGAUCAAACUAAUCUUUUGUGGAUUUACCUGCGUCACCCCUUGUUAAUGCCCAAUAUCGCUAGUCAUGCUUUUGAUAAAAAUAUAUUUCAUGAAGACAUCAUUUUCACUGGCAUUCAUCCUACCUAUCAUUGUCAACCUGUAAAAACACAAGACUUUUCUGUAGUGAUAAAAUAAUUCAAUUCGCUCAAUCUUUCUGUACGGCAGUGACCAUGUUGACCUCCGAGCAGCAGUGGGAGAUUCACAUAGACUUUAUUGAGCUCAUAACCUGCUUAAAUUUAGAGUUACAAGCCCAUGCAUAUGUGGAAUUCGUAAUUCACAAUGAUGCGGCUUAAUUCAAACACAUACUGUAUUUCACUGCUUUCACUGACACAGAGACUUAGCAGAGAUUCACACUUGCCUCUCGCACUUUAUUGUCCUGCUGCGCGUUAACAUCCCCAUCAUCAGUGUUAUGAAAAUAAUGAAACAGAUCUCUUUUAUUCAGAUCUGAGCCCAGCAGCAAUGAAAAAAGCAAAUGAAGUGUGUAUUUAUGAAGUCGUAAAAAGCCUUGCAGCAUUUUAUGAGCCCGGUCCGGCUCUCAAAACUAUAAAUGUCACACCUACCAAUAUUAAAAAUUCCUCCGAAAAAGGUCACAAGAGAACACGUUCUGCGUUAAUCCCCCUCUAACAGGACGUGCUAAUAAUACACAGGCAUGUUUUAUAGAGCAUGUGCAUUUCAAAUGAAUCAUGUAGCUACCUUCACUGUAAACUGUACACCAUUUUGUUUGAAUGGUGUGAUAAAAUGUACUUGAAUUCUUUGAAAUAUAGAUAUUUAUGGUUAACCUCUUAACCUCUCGUUUAAUUGUAGGCAGAACAAUCCUGGUCUGAAUCAAUUUUGUAAACUAUGUCCAGAAAUAAUUUUGUUUAAUAUUGAGCCUGAUAUUUUUCAUGGCAAUAAAGAGUCCUCAUAA